Molecule: messenger RNA, 1137 nt
Organism: Staurois parvus
Lineage: Eukaryota; Metazoa; Chordata; Amphibia; Anura; Ranidae
Source: the annotation of a GenBank genome assembly
AUGAAUUUUUGUCUUCCAGAUGGACAGUAUAGAUGGUGCGGUGCAGAGAGACGUCUCGCUGUCCUUCCUGAAUCCGGAGACAGUGACACCCUAUGGGAUUCUUUAGGCAGUAACCACGUUCCAGUUCCAGAUGCCUCUCUACACACAAUCUUUCAUCCCGAUCCCCCCCACCCUGCCGUCCAUCGUCAGCGGGGCCAAAUCCUUGCUGAGAACUCCGAACCCGCCAAGCACCAGAGAAUCCGGACUUCAGAUAAGAAGUAUCACUGUCCCGAGUGUGGGAAAGGUUUCACCGAACGCUCGAACCUUUCUAAGCACAAAAAGACUCAUACGGCCGAGAAGCCGUUCUCCUGUUCGGAAUGUGGGAAGGCUUUUAUCCAGAGAGCCCACCUCAUUACGUUUACGCUCAUCAGACACGAACGGGUCCACACGGGCGAGAAACCGUUCUCGUGUUCGGAGUGCGGGAAAUCGUUUGUGGAGAAAUCGCACCUCACGUACCAUGAGAAGUCUCACGCCGCCGACAAGCCGUUUUCCUGCCCCGUGUGCGGGAAACGGUUCAUCCUGAGAGCCCACCUUACGUCACACGAAAGGACCCACACCGCCGAGAAGCCGUUCGCCUGUUCGGAGUGCGGGAAGGGCUUCAGGCAGAAGUCACAACUCGCUAGGCACCAGAAGAGUCACACGGGGGAGAAGCCCUACGCCUGUCUCGAAUGUGGCAAAUGCUUUGCGGAAAAGACGCUUCUCGCCAUACACGAGCGGGUUCACACGGGGGAAAAGCCAUACUCUUGCUCCGAAUGCGGCGAACGGUUUACGCAGAGAGCCCAUCUCAUCUCGCACCGGAGGACUCACACAGACGAAAAGCCUUUUUCCUGCUCAGAGUGCGGGAAACAUUUUUCUCAGAGACAGUAUCUCAUUUUGCACCAAAGGACGCACACAGACGAGAAGCCGUACGAAUGUUCCGAAUGCGGCAAAUAUUUCACCCGGAGGGGCAGCCUUAUCUCGCACCAGAAGGCUCACACCGGUGAGAAGCCGUAUUUGUGUUCUGAAUGUGGGAAACGCUUUUCGAAAAAGACUUCUCUGAUGUCACAUCUUGGCUCCCACCAGGAACAUGAGCUUCUGCUGCCGGGAUGCGGUACCUAG